GUUCCGGUAACCUAGGCAACCAUGGCGGCGCAUCUGUAGACUCCACCUACCCCACCCCUGACCAAUUGACAAUGGUUGUGAGGCUGGUUUCUGUUCCCGCAAGCCUGGGCUUUGUAUCCCUCCACAUACAUGCUGCCACUGAGGAUUCUACAAGCCCCAGAAAGAUAAUAAAAGUUGAAGAGCUUUCCCUGUAUUCGACUCCUGUGCAAGAAGCCAAAUAUGUUGAAGACAAACAGACACAGCUAGAAGAGGGUGUUUCGUGGGUGAGACAGGCUGUAGCACCAUAUACAAGCUGGUGCCAGGAUGCCUACAUCAAAGCCAAACCCAAAUUUGAGACUGCUGUAGAACAUUCAAAAGGGACAUAUGAAUUUCUAAAAGAUGCACCUCCAGGUUUCUACCCAAGGCUGGGCUUGAUUGGAUUUGCUGGAAUUGUUGGCCUGUUCCUCGCUAGAGGUUCAAGAGUAAAAAAAGUGAUAUAUCCACUUGGUUUUAUGGGUCUUGGAGCCUCGCUUUAUUAUCCCCAGCAAGCUGUUACUAUUGCAAAGGAUACCAGCGCAGUUAUGUAUGACUGGGGCCUACAAGGGGUUGUAACGUUGGAAUCUCUAUUUAAAGACAGUGGGAAAAAAAAGAAGGGAAGAAAAGAGGAAAAGCCUGAAGAGGCAUCGGAACCAUCAUUAAAAAGUGACAUAGUCUCAACAAAAGAAACACCUGAAAAGGGAAGCACAUCUGAAGGCUCCAGUUAACAAGGAGUGAAUAUGAAGAUGAGUACAGUGCAACUCAGGAAAGCAGAACCCACACCGGUGCAUUAAUGUGAUGGCAGAUUGUUAAUUUAUACUCUAUCAAAAGCCAUUGGUUUGUGUACAGACUGCGUAUCACAGUAAUAAACACUCAUGUGUAUAACCAGCA
Molecule: messenger RNA, 906 nt
Organism: Xenopus tropicalis (tropical clawed frog)
Lineage: Eukaryota; Metazoa; Chordata; Amphibia; Anura; Pipidae
Gene: apoo
Product: apolipoprotein O
Exons: 9
Coding region: 72-743 (223 amino acids)
Biological process (GO): cristae formation
Cellular component (GO): MICOS complex; mitochondrion; mitochondrial membrane
Source: RefSeq, a predicted model, not a curated record